Messenger RNA from Phragmites australis (common reed), 1106 nucleotides. Its product is annotated as peroxygenase-like. The record is from RefSeq and is a predicted model, not a curated record. The coding region runs from base 150 to 857 and encodes 235 amino acids. Lineage: Eukaryota; Viridiplantae; Streptophyta; Magnoliopsida; Poales; Poaceae. Gene Ontology annotation, molecular function: monooxygenase activity; calcium ion binding. The transcript has 7 exons.
AAGCAGAGGGGACGUUGUUAGCCGGCAAUAGCGUGACUCUGCAACUCAUCGCGAGGCUUCCUGCACGGCGUUCCCAUCUCGCCUUUCUCCAGCUCCAAAGACCGAUUCGUUCCACCUGCAGAUCCUGCAAAGUUAGUCCGCGAGUGAGCAUGGCGUCGCCGUCGCCCGCCGACCCGUCCCUGGAGACGGAGGCGCCCCACGCGGCUGUCACCAGGGAGCGGAGGCUCAACCCCGACCUGCAGGAGCAGCUUCCCAAGCCAUAUCUUGCGAGGGCUCUAGCGGCGGUGGACCCGAGCCAUCCGAAGGGGACCGAGGGGCGCGACCCCCGCGGCAUGAGCGUGCUGCAGCAGCACGUGUCCUUCUUCGACCGCAACGGCGACGGCAUCGUCUACCCCUGGGAGACUUUCAAAGGCCUGCGAGCAAUAGGGUGCGGGUACCCUGCAUCCUUUGUUUUCUCUUUCCUGAUCAACCUCGUCAUGAGUUAUCCCACUCAGCCGGGAUGGAUACCUUCCCCUUUUCUCUCCGUCCACGUAAAGAACAUUCAUAAGGGCAAGCACGGGAGCGAUUCUGAAACCUAUGACACUGAAGGGAGGUUUGAUCCAUCAAAAUUCGAUGCGAUAUUUAGCAAGUAUGGUCUAACCCAUCCAAAUGCUUUGACAAAAGACGAGUUGACCUCGAUGCUUAAAGGAAACCGCAAUAUGUAUGAUUUCCUUGGCUGGAUCGCCGCCACUGGUGAAUGGAUGCUACUCUACAGCGUGGCAAAGGAUAAAGAUGGCCUGUUGCAACAGGAAACUAUCAGGGGUGCCUUCGAUGGCAGUCUAUUUGAGCGACUGCAGCACGAUAAGAAAUCCUCCUGAAUGCGCCAAAGAGUUGUCCAGCUGGAGAAAGAGUUGACAGUACAAGAUUAGCACUUUACCAUUUAUUUGUGUUCAAAUAAGAUAGGUUUAUACACUGUAUCAAGUAAGAACUUUUAUUGUGCAACCAUCAUUACCUUGUGUAUGUUGGCUUUCGUAUGCGUGUACCAAAGUUGUUUCGAAAAACAUGUGUAUGCUCCUAAAUAAACAUGAGAAAAAAAGGAAGCCCAGUUUGAUUCUGGCUCCCACAAA